GGGUGACCGUAGUUUUGACAGCUAGAGAUGAGAAGAGGGGUAUGGAAGCUGUUGAAAAGAUCAAAGAAUCUGGUCUCUCUGAAUACAUAGUUUUUCAUCAGCUUGAUGUUGCAGACCUUGCAACUAUUGCUUCUCUAGCAGAUUUUGUCAAAAGGCAAUUUGGAAAGCUCGAUAUCUUGAUAUCACUUAAAUUCUCUAAUAUUUUUCAUUCAUAUGAAAUAUGAAAUGACUGCUGAAUGAUUUUCAUAUCCCCCAAUCAUCAUGUGCAGUAUCAGGCGGGAAGAUGUAAAGUCAAUAAAAAAACAGAGAAAGAUGAGAGGUAGAGAGAGAAAGAGAGAGAGAGGGCCGAGACAGAGAACACAGAGUAAACGGAUAGCACAGCGGUAUGAGAGUUUCAAUCCCUGGGAUAGGGGGCGGUUCCGACGGGAAGUGGGUGUCUAUGACAAAAGAAUCUACAAUCAAGCGAUUCCUUUCUUCUUCACUAACUUCCCAGAGGAGUGGUCGUUUGAACAGAUGUGGCAAACCUUCAACAGGUUAGGAUUAGGAAGGGUACUGGAGAUUGAUUGCCCGAAGAAGAAGGACAGAUUUGGCAAAAGAUUCGGGUUUGUUCGAUUUCUGGAUGUGAAGAAUGAAGGUGAAUUGGAAAGAAGAUUAAAUAAUGUAAGGAUCGGGGACCAUGUACUACAAGCAAACAAACCGAGGUUCUCGAAGUGGGAUGGCCAAGUGAAGGAGGACUCUAGCAACCAAUCUAUGUCUCGAAGCUGGACUCAACAUGACAUUAACCGCAGAAUCAAAAGGCCAUCAUAUGCUGAAGUGGUACUAGGACAGAGCCGAAGAAAGGAGGAAAGGCCUAUGACCAGAAGACAGGAGGAAGGACCAACAAGUAAGAUGGGAGGCAAUGAGACCAACAUGCAUGGGCGUCAACAAUGGCAAUGGAAACCAAAACACCACUACCACCAAUGGUCUGGCAUGGAGAUCAACAUUGACAAGGACGAAUAUGCAUGGUUGGAAAAAUGUUAUGUAGGUAUUGUGCAUUCAGUGAGCUUGAUACCAAAUCUGCAAGAGAAAUUCUUCAUGGAGGGGGUUUUCUUUUGCAAUAUUAGACCAAUGGGAGGUAGACUAGUACUGCUAGAAGGCAAGGACUAUGAGGAUUUGAAGGAGCUUGUUGACACCGGAAAAGACUGGAUGGGGCAAUGGUUUGAGGAUGUGAAGCCUUGGUCCCCUGCGACGAUAGCUACAGAGAGAUUUGCAUGGAUCCGAUGUCAGGGACUUCCAGCACAUGCUUGGAAGCUGGACACCUUCCAAACUUUUGGAAAUCUGUGGGGAAACUUUAUUACUUUAGAUGAUAGUACGAGCUACAAGAGGAGAUUUGAUUCCGCCCGUUUCCUAAUCACCACACCAUCCCCAGAUUCUAUCUUUAGAUCCUUCACGACUAAGAUUAAUGGCAAGUUUUUUAGAUUAAAGUUCACAGAAGAGGAGUCAACUAACAGCCUCUUCACCAUGAGGUCCGACAGAGUAAUUCAUGCUCCCAGUGAUGUGGAUGAUGAGAAAAGUUGUUCUUUAGAAAGCUCAACUGCUGGUGAUCUUGACCUGGAGGUGGAUAUGAUGGAGCAAGCUAAGCUACAGUCCGUUGAGGGUGAAGGCGACGGAGCUGAGGCCAUCUCGGAGGAUGACGUGGUGAUGCCGAAUGCCGUCGAUGUAAAUGGCGCUAAGGUGAUAUCCCGAGAUGAUGAAGUGGCUAGGUACUGUGAUGAACCGAACUGUUCAACAAAAAUGGGAAUUGAAAUAGUUAGAACAGAUACCGAGGUAGUUGAAGAGUCAAAGGAUAUGGGCGAAAAUCUGAAUGGGUCUCGUGAUUCAAAUUCAAAUGCAUCAAGGCUGGGAGAAGCAAAGAAGGUAGGGGUUCACCUAGAAACGCCAGACAACAUAGCUGAACAAGGGGACGUUGGGAAUGCCAGUCAAAUGAGCAAAAAUGUAGCUGUGGACAGCUAUGACAUGUCCAAUCAAAAUAAUAAUAUUGAAGUAAGCGGAAUGGGCUGUGGGGUUGGAAGGGAAGUUGGGUCUCUUACGACCGGAAUGGGCUUAAAAAUGGUCAUAGGUCCAAAUCAUAAGGCUGAAAUAGGCUUACAUGGGGCAUCAACUGCAGAUCCAAUGGAGCAAAGCACGAAGAACGACAGGAAAUCCAAGUUAAAGAACAGUGAGUCUGCCUCUUGUUUUUGGGAUGAUCUGGAAAGUGACUCAGGGAACGACUUUAACUGGAUGAAAAGGAGUGACUUGUGUGGGAGAAGGAAGAGUAAGCGAAGGGCAAAAUCAUGCGCUUCGGUGUACAGAAAAACUGGGGGAUUGGAGGGAUUCUUGAUUCAAUACAAGAGGAAAGGGCAAAGGAAAGACUCCUUAAAGUGCUCGAAGCAGAUUCUAUUCGAAAAUAACCUGGAGAAAUUGGUUGCAGAUGAAUCGAUCAAUGACAGCAACAUCCAAAAUUGCAACAAAAGCUUUAUACAGAGGAGCAGCACACGGAACAUGGAGGCUCUAUGGUCCCUGGCAAAAGAGCUAGGAGUGACAGCAUGUGGAGAGGAGAAUCAGAUUAUGCAGAAAUUAAAAGAGAUGGAAAGCCGAGACAGGGGAAGGCGAAGGAACGAAGAGGAGAAGAAAUCCAAGAAAGAUGACCAGAAGGUAGAUGUUUUGCUAAUUCAAGAAACCAAAAUGGAGAAAGUAGAUAAUCGCCUUUGUAGGAUGGUUUGGGAUUCUGAUAAUUUUGAGUGGGUUGCUCAGUCUGCUAUUGGUGCAUCAGGAGGUAUACUAAUAAUAUGGAACUCUAGUGUCUUCAAAAAGAUUAGCAGUUUUGAAGGUGCAGGUUUUUUAGGAGUCUUUGGGCUGUGGGGAGAUGAUAACACCCCAUGUUAUUUUGUUAAUGUAUAUUCCUCAUGCGAUCUGGUUCAAAAGAGAUGCUUGUGGGAGAAUUUAUCAAAAUUGGUUACUUCAAAAAAAGGGAACUGGUGUAUAGCUGGAGACUUUAAUGCCAUUCGAAACCUCCAGGAAAGGAAGGGAGGCAGAAGUGUGAGGCGUGAGCUCAAGGAGUUCAAUGACUUUAUUGAGAUGAGCAGUUUGGUGGACCUUCCUAUGAUUGGGAGGAAAUUUACUUGGUACCAGCCAAAUGGCCAAAGCAUGAGUCGCUUGGAUAGGUUUCUUUUUUCUAGUGAAUGGAUGCUUAAUUGGUCCGACUUGAAGCAGUGGGGGUUAGUCAGGUCAUUGUCGGAUCAUUGCCCAGUCAUGGUGAAGAAUGAAGCACGUAAUUGGGGACCAAAACCAUUCAAACUAUUUAAUGUGUGGCUGCAAAAUCCUUCAUUUAGAGAAUUGGUAGAAAAUCAGUGGAACAACUCAGAUAUUCGAGGAUGGGGAGGUUUUGUGGUAAAGGAGAAACUAAAGCGGCUGAAAAACUGUGUGAAGGAUUGGACACGGAAUCAGGUGCAAGGAGUGGAUAAACAUAUUGAGGAGGCAAAAGCUGAAAUUGCAAAACUAGAUGGUAAAGGGGAAUCACAACAGCUAAGCGAGGAGGAAUGUCUCCGUAGAAGAGAUAUGAUGAUAUGCCUAUGGGAAAAUAUUCAAAUCAAAGAGGAUAUGGCAAAGCAAAAGUCAAGGAAGGCAUGGAUGAAAGCUGGGGAUGCAAACACAAGUUAUUUCCACCAGUGCAUAAAAGGUAGAUGGCGCAGGAGCGAGAUAAACUCGUUAUCAAUCCGAGGAAAGGUUUUUGAGGGAGUCAACGAGUUGAAACAAGGAGUGGCAGAAUACUUCAUGAGCUUAUUCACAGAGGAAGGUUGGAAUCGGCCUGUUUUAGAUCGUGUCGACUUUAAGAAAAUUUCAGAAGCCGAGAGAAACUUCUUAACUGAACCUUUUCUUGAAACAGAAGUUAAAGAUGCUGUAUGGAAUUGUGAUGGUGCAAAAGCCCCAGGUCCAGAUGGUUUUACUUUCGGGUUUUUGAAAACAGAAUGGGAUGUGGUUAAAGGCGACAUAUUGAAGUUUCUUACUGACUUUCAUAACAACAGCAAGUUGUUCUGGACUGAUGUGUGGGUAGAAGGGUAUGCUCUAUCUAACAAAUUCCCUCGUUUAUUCCUACUAGCUACAGAUCAGAAUUGCAGUGUCAAAGAUAUGGGAUCCUGGUUGAAGAAUGGCUGGCAAUGGAAAUUCUCCUGGAAACGCCCACUUCGUUCAUGGGAGGAAGACGCUGAAAAAGAGUUGGUUAAUAUGCUGAAAUUAAGAGCUCCAUCACAAAACAAGGAAGAUCGAUGGCAAUGGCACCUGGAAACUUCAGGGACCUACACAACAAAAUCAGCUUACUCAUGGAUCCUUAAGGGAGAACCAAAGCCAGCAACUGACUUCAUAAGGGUGUGGAAAGCCCCCAUUCCACCUAAAGUAAGUGCAUUUUGCUGGCAAUUGCUUCACAAGAAAAUCCCUACAAAAGAUAACCUUUCAAUCCGAGGAAUUUGUAAUGCAAACUCUAAUUUAAAUUGCUGCUGGUGUGAUUCUUCAAUGGAGACGACCGAUCAUAUUUUUGCUCAAUGCAAUGUGGCCUUUAGCUUAUGGAUGAAAUGCUACAAGUGGUGGGGCGUGCAAUAUGUACUGGAUAAUUCAUGUUUAAUGUUUUUUGAGCAACAUAAAUGGUUUGGAGGUCCGAAAAUACUUGAUAGGGGAUGGAACAUUAUCUGGUUCGCAGUAAUAUGGACACUGUGGCUGGGCAGGAACGAAAAGAUUUUCCAGAUGAAGGAGACAAAGCUCGACAGAUUCUUUGAGCUAGUUCAAAUUCGAUCUUUCUUCUGGUUAUCUGAUUCACCAAGAAUUGUAAAUGUUUCUUCCUCCCUGGGAAAGUUAAAGAAUGUGUCAAACGAAUGGGCAAAAGCAAUCUUAAGUGAUGCUGACAACCUUACAGAAGAGAGAGUGGGUGAAGUGUUGAACAAAUAUCUGACAGAUUUUAAAGAGGGAUCACUAGAAGCUGGAGGAUGGCCUGAUUCUAUGACUGCCUAUAUGCUCUCCAAAGCUGUCAUGAAUGCCUAUACAAGGAUUUUGGCUAAGAAACACCCCAGUCUCUGCAUUAAUUGUGUGUGCCCUGGCUAUGUCAAAACUGAUAUAACCUAUAAUACUGGAGUCUUGACUGUUGACGAAGGUGCUCAAGGUCCGGUGAGAUUGGCAUUGCUGCCAAAUGGUGGCCCUUCGGGUCUCUUUUUCUCUCGAUUGGAAGAAUCAGAAUUCUGAUCAGAUUGUCGGAAAGUUAAUGUUUUUUCCUUUGUACUGCUUUAUGAUGAUCUUGGAAUCUCAAACAAGUAAAAGCAUAUAUGAUAAAAUAAAUAAAUAAAUAUCAUUUAAAUAU
Messenger RNA from Rubroshorea leprosula, 5362 nucleotides. Lineage: Eukaryota; Viridiplantae; Streptophyta; Magnoliopsida; Malvales; Dipterocarpaceae. The record is from the annotation of a GenBank genome assembly.